UCAAAUAUUUAAAAGUAAAUCGGUAUAGUGUUCAAAAAAAAGAAAAAGAUUAAUACUGAUUGAUCAACCAGUUGCACCGAUUUGUACUUCGGUUACAGAAAGCAGUGAUUUGUUUCUGAUAAGAGAUCAAACUUGUGUGGAUGUAUUUGUUGAGCAGGGGGAGCUCUCUCCGGUUUCUGCCCGCUGAUGAUGAUGGAGGCUCGGAUGGUGAUGCGCGGAGCUGCUGCCGUUUUGGUCCGGUCGUGAUGGACCCAUUUGACGGUCCCGGUUCUGCCCGACACGAGGAGCAGGAGGAGGCGGGGUGCGCGGAAAGCCGCAGCCGGUGGGCCCGCUUCUCCUCCUGGUUGGAGUGCGCGUGCGUCGUUACGUUCGACUUGGAGCUCGGACAAGCCAUUGAGCUGGUUUAUCCUCAAGAUGUGAAGCUGACAGAGAAAGAGAAAACCAGCAUCUGCUACCUGUCCUUCCCUGACUCGUACUCAGGGUGCCUUGGGGACACUCAGUUUAGCUUCCGCUUCCGUCAGUCGGUCGGUCGCCGAACAUCGAGGCUCAGAGACGACCUUUACAACCGUGACGCUCCCGUCACACUGCAGAGAGAAACGGCGCAUUUCUUUGGUUACGUCUACUUCAGACAAGUGAAGGACGUCUCUGUGAAGAGGGGCUACUUCCAGAAGUCCCUGGUGCUGGUGUCCAGGUUACCAUACACUCACCUGUUCCACUCGCUGAUGCAGACCAUUGCACCUGAGUUCUUUGAGAAGCAUGAGCCCUGCCUUGAAGCAGUUUGUAACGAGAUCGACCAGUGGCCUUCACCUGUACCUGGGCAGACCCUCAACCUGCCUGUAAUGGGCGUUAUCUUACAGGUGAGGAUUCCUUCUAAAUUCGACAAACCUGGGGAAAACCUGCUGCCGGCGCCGACCCUCCUGCCCACCAUCCACGAGCUGGACCUGUUUAAGUGUUUCCAGUCCGUUCUAAUCCACCUGCAGAUGCUCUGGGAACUUGCCUUGCUCGGGGAGCCGCUUGUCAUCAUGGCUCCAUCUCCCACCAUUUCUUCGGAAACAGUCCUGGCUAUCAUCACUGAUCACUUAAUCUGA
Messenger RNA from Oreochromis aureus, 1088 nucleotides. RefSeq names its product protein DENND6B-like. The record is from RefSeq and is a predicted model, not a curated record. The transcript is spliced from 11 exons. Bases 141 to 1088 code for a protein of 315 amino acids. NCBI's taxonomy places the organism in Eukaryota, Metazoa, Chordata, Actinopteri, Cichliformes, Cichlidae. Gene Ontology annotation, molecular function: guanyl-nucleotide exchange factor activity. Gene Ontology annotation, cellular component: recycling endosome.